AAAACCAAGAAAGUUCAAGUGCCAUUUGAAAUAAAAGCACCUUGGGGACACCCAAGCUCAGAGAGCACAAAGGACCUCAAAUUUAACCCUGAGCUAGAAACAUUCUCUCCUAUCAAUAUUGGUAAUUGAUCUCCAGUAUAUGCGAUAGAUUCCAGGUUGGUGAAGUCUGGUGUAUAACAGUGACCGUUUUUACAAAAGAGUGCAGAAAAUGCAUCAAACAACGCCCUUAAGUAAUGCUAUAGGGAAUCAGAUUUUGAGAUGCCUUUUCAAAUCAAUGGGGGGGAAAAUCGGUUUUCUUAACUCAGGUAUAGAAGUGCUCCUGGAUUUUCUUCACUUUAUAGCUGGCUUUUCCAACAGCUCUACUACAAACUACGGGUUCUGUUUGGAAAAAAAAGGACCAGCAGCAGGAAAAAGGCACAAUUGUAUUAUAGAAGGGAGAGCUUCAUCAUCUAAGUGAUGUUUGUGCUGACGGCUGUUCUGCUCGCCAGAGAAUUGAAUCCCUGCUAAGCAGUUGCUUGGAGCAUAAUUGAUGUUUCCCAAUCAGGUCAACUCCCAAAUGUGUAGACUUCAACACCAAGACUUCUCAGCAAUCACCACGAAAAUUGCCCAGAUAGGAAAAUCUUCUUCUAAAGACCCUCCCCAGUCCUUCCUUUGAUCUGGCUCUCCCUCCUUCAGUCCCUUUAGAGCAUCUUACAACCAAGAGUAUCCGGUUGAAGAAGGAUAUGAUGACUUACUUGCAGUUACAAGAUAAAUGGAUGACAGGUUUCCCAACCUCAAAGCAAUUUUGCUUACAGUAUUGGGGAUGCCUCAGUUUAUUACAGAAAGAGUGCAGUCUUGGAUGCUGGAGGAGAUGAUGUCUAAACAGAGUUCAAAUUAAGAUAUUUUGCAAUUAAGAUAUUUUGCAAUUCAGUUACUCUGAGUCCAGGAAUAUGGAAUUGGCUCAAAGCCCCCAGGAACCCAAAGGUAGUAAGAAAAACAACAACAAUGCAGUGAGGUCAGAAAAGCACAGAGAGUACAGCUGCUGGCUAGAGUUCACUUAAUUUUUCAUGGGAAUUUAUUUUGAUGCUGUAUAAAGAUUGGAUUAGCAGCACUGACAGGAAUCAGGUUCUAGUGAAAGCUUCCUGCUUUCAGUGCAAUUCUCCACCCAUUCUCCACCGCAUUCGUACAUUUGGCCAUUUGUAGCAUCCUUACUCAGUCUUUUAGAGAUAUACAUAGAACAGCAGAGCAGAGAGUCUGCAAAGUAAUCGACUGCCCUAGAGUCUUGCAGGAGCAAGCAGAAUGGGGUUUUAUCGGUUUUUCUGGACGAUCGCUUUAGGACCACGUUGCCAAACUCCACCUGUGAUCUGAGGAACUAGCAUGCUUCCCAAAUAUUACAAGGCAGUAGGUGAGACCUUGAAGAAAAAGUGGCUGUGGCUUCAAAAAUGCAAGCUGAUCUUUGCCUUGGGGAAAGGCUCUAGGGCGGCAGAUAAGGCUGUUGCCAUGGUGAUGAAGGAGAUACCGAGGGAGGAGUCUCCGGAGGAAAAACCCCUCCUUACUAUGAAAUCACAGCUUGUGAAUGAGCAACAAGAAAGCCGGCCACUUCUGAGUCCUUCCAUAGAUGACUUUCUUUGCGAAACGAAAUCGGAAGCUAUUGCACGUCCGGUGACGUCAAAUACCGCAGUUCUGUCAACAGGUCUGGAUCUCCUGGACCUCAGUGAACCUGUUUCCCAAACCCAAAGCAAAGUGAAGAAAUGGGAGAAUUCCUCAAGAGGGGAGAGCUUGAAAGGGUCGACCCAUAGAAGGAAGACUGAAAAACCAGAUCUUAUCUAUGUGGACACUGAACAGAAAAUCCAACCACUCAAGGGUCCAGAAAAAUCAUUGGAUUUAGUCAAUAUCCAGGGGCAACUAGAAAAAUGGGAUGAAGUCAAGCAUCGUGGAGAAAGAGCUGGCAAAGCUUCUUCAGGUCCUGAGAGAAGAUCAUCAUCUUCUAAAGUUCCAUCAAAAGAAUUUGUGUGGUUGGCGAAAAACAGUUCACAGCCUGAGCUGGCCACCGGUAAAACCACACUGGAAUCUAUUUCAGCCACAGAUUUAGAAUUAGACCCUGCACCAAAGGGCCAGUCAACCAAAGAGCAAUGCUGGGGAGGACCUCUCUUAACCCGAAAUCAUUCCUUGGAAGAGGAAUUUGAACGCGCUAAAGCUGCUGUUGAGUCAGACACAGAGUUUUGGGACAAGAUGCAGGCAGAGUGGGAAGAAAUGGCUCGCAGAAAGUGGAUUUCAGAAAGCCAAGAAACAAAAGGACAAGUGGCCGUCUCCAUUAAUGAGAAGGGUUAUUACUUUCACACUGAAAAUCCCUUCAAAGAUUGGCCUGGUGCUUUUGAGGAGGGACUAAAAAAAUUGAGAGAAGGAGACUUGCCCCUCACCAUCCUAUACUUGGAGGCAGCUAUUCUCCAAGACCCACAUGAUGCUGAGGCCUGGCAGUUUCUUGGAAUAACCCAAGCAGAAAAUGAAAAUGAACAGGGAGCCAUAGUUGCCCUCCAAAGGUGCUUAGAGCUUCAGCCAAACAACUUGAAAGCCCUCAUGGCCUUAGCCGUGAGCUUCACAAACACUGGCCACCAGCAAGAGGCCUGUGAAGUCUUAAGAAGCUGGAUCAAACAGAAUCCCACGUACAGAUUCCUCUUCCGAAGCAAGAAAGGUUCUCCGACAUUGGCCAGGAGGAUGUCAAAGACAGCUGAUGAAAGUUCACUGCUGGAAGAAGUGAAGGAGUUGUUUCUUGAAGGAGCUCAUCAUAAUGGUGAAUUGAUUGACCCAGACUUGCAGACGGGACUUGGAGUGCUCUUUCAUCUGAAUGGGGAAUUUAACAGAGCAAUAGAUGCAUUCAAUGCUGCCCUCACUGUGCGCCCAGAGGAUUAUGCGUUGUGGAACCGUCUAGGUGCAACCUUGGCAAAUGGCGAUCGAAGUGAAGAAGCGGUAGAAGCCUACACCCGAGCAUUAGAAAUUCAGCCUGGCUUUAUCAGAUCCAGAUACAAUUUAGGAAUCAGCUGCAUCAACCUAGGCGCAUAUAGAGAGGCAGUGAGCAACUUCCUCACUGCUCUCAAUCUGCAACGAAAGAGUCGGAAUCAGCAGCAGGUGUCUCAUCCGGUAAUUUCAGGUAAUAUUUGGGCUGCUCUCCGGAUUGCGUUGUCUAUGAUGGACCAGCCGGAACUCUUUCAGGCUGCUAACGUGGGUGACCUGGAUGUGCUACUGAAAGCGUUCAACAUCGAGUCUUAACUACAAUUACUCUCAGUCCUUCUCGCUCACCUCUUCCAAAUGAAUCAUAUAAUCCUCUACAAUAAGAGAAAAAAACUCAUUACAUUUGUACCUGGAACACCCAACACCAACAGAAAUGAGUUGGACUUCUUUCCAGUGUGAAGGUUCUGCAGAUCCCACCAGAUCUUCAGAAAAAGAAAUGUUCACAAGCACAACAUUUUGUAAAUACCACCUGAUGGGGCUUGGAUGUUCAUGGUGGAAUGAAGAGAAGAACAGCUAUCUUGAUAAGUUAACAACACUUCCAGAAACAACCUUGCUUGCAUGUUCUAAACAACACCCGUAGGUACAAAGAAAGGAAGGUUGCCUUACCAUGCUACAGAGACUCAAGAGCACAUAAACCAGGGAUAAAGGGCAAGUUUUCUUAAAGACUUCUUCUGGUCCACUGGAUCUGCUGCCCUGGACCCAGAGCAUCAGUGGAGAAAAUUGGUAACUCAAGGUUCAUUUUCCACAGAUGUGAUCUUCAGUAUAUGUGCAUGUUAGAUAGCUGUGUUUUCUCCAUAAAUGUAUUAAACUGGCAGAUACCUAGGGAUUUAAAUUAUAUUAGCCGAAUUCUUAUUCUGAAAGCUGACCCUGUGAACCCCGUUAAACAGAGUUCUCACGGGAUUCCAAAACAAUUUGUGCAUGUCAGAUAAUAUCUAACAGGGCUGUGUCAUGCAAUUGUAAAUUGCUAUUUGCACUAGAUGUUGGGGUACCGAUGAGUAGGGCUGGACCUAACUGGGCACCUUAGACAGGUAUCUGGGUGCCCUCUGCCCCUUUUCUCUUUCUAGAUCCAAACACCACACAUCGUGACAUUUGACAGCUAGCUUAUUUCAGGAUAUUAGAUUUCAGCUGUUUCAGGUGUUUCUGAAGUGCACUGAAUAUUGGGCUGGAUAUCACUUGUAAUUUAAGAAUGCCAGAAUGUACAGAUAGUCCUCGACUUACAACCACAAUUGAGCCCAAAAUUUCUGUUGUUAAGUGAGACAUUCGUUAAGUGAGUUUUGCCCCACCUUACAAAGUUUCUUGCCACAGUUGUUAAGUGAAUC
Molecule: messenger RNA, 4307 nt
Organism: Crotalus tigris (Tiger rattlesnake)
Lineage: Eukaryota; Metazoa; Chordata; Lepidosauria; Squamata; Viperidae
Gene: PEX5L
Product: peroxisomal biogenesis factor 5 like
Exons: 15
Coding region: 1357-3246 (629 amino acids)
Biological process (GO): protein import into peroxisome matrix, docking
Cellular component (GO): peroxisomal membrane; cytosol
Molecular function (GO): protein binding
Source: RefSeq, a predicted model, not a curated record